Lepidothrix coronata (blue-crowned manakin) is the source of this 4174-nucleotide messenger RNA. It is a transcript of the gene SRF, whose product is annotated as serum response factor. The record is from RefSeq and is a predicted model, not a curated record. The transcript is spliced from 7 exons. NCBI's taxonomy places the organism in Eukaryota, Metazoa, Chordata, Aves, Passeriformes, Pipridae. Gene Ontology annotation, molecular function: RNA polymerase II cis-regulatory region sequence-specific DNA binding; protein dimerization activity; DNA-binding transcription factor activity, RNA polymerase II-specific. Gene Ontology annotation, biological process: positive regulation of transcription by RNA polymerase II. The coding region runs from base 1 to 1455 and encodes 484 amino acids.
AUGUUGCCGAGCCAGGCCGGGGCUGGGAACGGCGCCGCCGCCGCGCUGGCCCGCAGCUCCGGGCUGGGCCGGUCGCCGGUGCCGCGUGGGGCGAACGGCGGCGGGGCGGCGGCGGGGGCGCCCGGGGGCCGUCUGGAGCGGGAGGCGCUGUACAGCGGCAGCGAGGGCGACUCGGAGUCGGCCGAGGAGGAGGAGCUGGGCGGCGAGCGGCGCGGCGUGAAGCGUGGCCUGGCCGAGGCGGCAGCGGCGGUGGCGGCGGGGCCCGCGGCGGGAGCGGCGGCGGCGGCGGCCGCCUACAGCGGCGGCGGGGGCAGUGGGGCCGUGAGCGGCGCCAAGCCUGGGAAGAAGACGCGGGGCCGGGUGAAGAUCAAGAUGGAGUUCAUCGACAACAAGCUGCGGCGCUACACCACCUUCAGCAAGAGGAAGACCGGCAUCAUGAAGAAGGCCUACGAGCUUUCCACGCUGACUGGCACUCAAGUCCUGCUGUUGGUGGCCAGCGAGACAGGCCAUGUGUACACGUUUGCCACACGGAAGCUGCAGCCCAUGAUCACCAGUGAGACAGGGAAGGCGCUGAUCCAAACAUGCCUCAAUUCCCCGGACUCACCCCCACGCUCGGACCCCACCACUGAUCAGCGCAUGAGUGCCACGGGCUUUGAGGAGACAGACCUCACCUACCAGGUGUCUGAGUCGGACAGCAGUGGGGAGACCAAGGAUGCACUGAAACCUGCAUUCGCUGUCACCAACCUGCCGGGAACAACGUCCAUCCAGACAGCCCCCACCACCUCAACCUCCAUGCAGGUCAGCAGUGGCCCGUCAUUCCCCAUCACUAAUUACCUGGCACCAGUGUCUGCCAGCAUUAGCCCCAAUGCCGUCACCAGUGCCAACGGGACAGUACUGAAGACUACUGGAGCCAGUGCAGUGACGUCUGGGGGCCUCAUGCCAAUACCCACUGGCUUCACCCUCAUGUCAGGUGGUACCAUGGCUCAGCAGGUCCCAGUCCAAGCGAUCCAGGUGCACCAGGCACCGCAGCAAACGUCUCCCUCUAGUGACAGCAGCACUGACCUUACCCAGACCUCUUCCAGCGGAACAGUGACCCUCCCAGCGACCAUCAUGACGUCGUCUGUGCCAACCACUGUGGGUGGCCACAUGAUGUACCCCAGCCCACACGCGGUGAUGUAUGCGCCCACAUCUGGCCUUGCGGACGGUGGACUUGCAGUCCUCAACGCUUUCCCACAGGCGCCCUCAGCGAUGCAGGUGUCCCACGGCCAGGUCCAGGAUCAGGGUGGCGUCCCCCAAGUGUUCCUGACAGCCCCAUCAGGCACUGUUCAGAUCCCAGUCUCAGCUGUCCAGCUUCACCAGAUGGCUGUCAUCGGGCAGCAGAGCAGCAGUGGCAGCAGCCUGACGGAGCUGCAGGUGGUCAACUUGGACACCUCACACAGCGCCAAGAGUGACUGAGAGGCCUCUGCUGCCAGCCUUUUGUAUCUGGCUUGUCAUGCCAGUGUUGGGGCUGGUGGCAAUUCCUUCUCAUACAGACUGCACCAGUUAUUUAUUGUUGCCUUUUCACGUUUCCUUCAUCCACACAUGCACACACACACAUGCACUCGCCCACCCCCACGCACACAGGCAUGCGCGUGGGGCUGCAGAACCCACCUGGGGUGGAGCGGUGCUGGGGCCAUGCAGGGCUUGGGGCAUUUGGAUGCUGCAAUAGCUGUGCUUGUCUCACGCCAGCCAAAGAAAUUUGUCUCUCGAGGGGAGGAUUGCUCUGCACUGUAAAUAAAUACUGCGGGCCAUUCCCAGCUGAAGGCUCUGGCUCCUUCUGGGCGCUCCGAGUCACCUUGCCCAUGAGUGUUUACUCUGCGUGGGGCUCAGCUCAGUCCUGGAGCCAUCAUGCAGGCGCAGCUCAGACCAGAGUGGGUUGAGGCUGUGCUGCUGGCCUCAGCAAUGUGCCUUUGUGGGGUGACAGGUCCUGGCUGCAGCAACUCACCCUGGGCUCUGGACGGGAGAGAGGGGCCAGCUUGCAUGUGCAUCUCUAGGCCUGUGCGCCCUCCUUCUGGAGGGCAGGGCACAGCUGUUGGCACGUGGCCCUGUCCUCCUUGUAUGCACUACAGUGAGCCCUCUGCCCUUAGUGCCUCCUCACUGGGCUGCCUGGCAGAUUUUCAGCCAGAUUGGCCCAGCCCCAGUGGCUGCCCUUGCACAGCUGAGGUGGUCUGUAGAUGUCCAGGAACACAAUGAUGCCCUGGAGAGCUCCUCAGGGGCUCUGUGCUCUGCUCAACCCCACACUCUCAGCCCUCGCACUGCUUGUGGACUCCGUACACCCAGGGGAACGUGGCUGGGUCCUUCUUACAUCCCCCUGCAGCUCCAGCCAGCGUGUUCUAAAUUUCUGUGUCUGAUGCAAGGUGGAGAAACAACUCAAAUGUCAAAGGGAAGAGCCCAUUGGGCAUUGAGCUGCUGGGCAGGUGCCAGGCUCUUCCUCUGAGCAUCAGGGUGAUCUGCAGGCCAUCCUGGGUUGUGGAGGAACAGCUGUGAUGCCUGUACAGGCUCAGCAAGGCUGGAGGGAGAAGGGCUGGAGCAUGCUUGGUCUGCAUGGGAGUUGCUGUGAAUGGCUCUGCUACCUAGCCCUAUCCCUGGAGGGAGAGUGAGCAAGUGAGAGAAGCUGCUGAAUCCUUAGGAGAAGAAGCAGCUACUGUAACUUUUUUUUUUUCUAAGUUAAAGACAAAAGAAGCCUUGGAGAAAAAAAAAAAAAGAAAAUUACUUUAUUUUUCUAAGUGUUAAACUCAGUAUUUAUGUAAUUCUUUAAGGAAUAAAGUUUGGCUCCUGUACAGUUUUAAUGGGGUUUGUACCAGGGGGAUGGGAGAGGGGUGGGUGGGUGGGCAUGGAGGCAGGAAAGGGGCCUUGCUUUUGAGUUUGUAUUGUAACCUUGGACAUGUUCCCUCAGCAUUAGCGUUUAAGCCACACUCUUCAUCCACCAGCAUGUGCCAGGGAUCAAGCUCAACUGAGUGGGAUGCUUGUUUCCCACUUGUCUGUACUGAGGACUCAUAAUUCUGGGCUCAAUGGGCAGAAAGCGAGUGAAGCAGUGGCUAGUUUCUAGAAGUGGGAAACCCAUUCCUCAGGAGCAGGGGAUUUGUAGCAUGCAUGGGAGCCAGAGCUGAGCUGGGUUUUCUGAUGAUCGCCCUGUUCACUUCUGGUCCAGGGACCUGCAGCUGUUCUGUCACUGCUCUUGGUGUGCAGCAGUGCUGCCUGUGACUGUCUAAGGGAUUUAGGCAUCCCCACUCUUCCCUGGGUGUGGUGAGUGACCAGCAGUGGCUAAUCCCUAUUCUCCCUGCUUGCUGUGCGGGUAGCAUCUUCUGAACCCCUAGCUGAAGAUCUGGGCUGUAGAUCCCCCUCUACAGCCUUUCUGCAGUGCACAGAUAUGGACAGGUUCCCUCCAAGCUCCCUGUACAAAGAAUUCCCAGAAGGGUCUUUCAGCCCUUGGUCUGUUAACAGCCUGGGAAGGGCUUGUGGAGAGUUGGUGAGUGACAUUGCAUGCUGCCUCCCCUUAGUAUCCUUGCUCUAAGAGUGAUGCAUACACUGCAGCUCAGAGCAUAUGGGACUGCUAAGCCGUGUCCCUUUGCUAGGUGUAUGAAAACUGCUCAGUAUUGCUUCCAAAGCAAUCUGGGUACCUAGAAGUUCAUCCAGGGAGAAGUGUGGGUUUGGGGUUUGCGUUGUCCUUUGCCCCAGCACGUCAGUGUGGCCUGGCUUUGCUCUGCUUUGCUUGUGCUAGCACUAUGGAGCAGAGCUGUUGGGCCAGAAUGGCAGGAGAGCCCCUGCUGCUACAGGGUGUCUGACUGCAUCCCCUCCCUGGCUCCCCAAAGGCAACUGCUGGUUAAACGCUAAUGGUGUAUUUUAUUUAAGUGCAGACUUGUAAGAACACUUGUGUAUCAGGGAUGAAAUGGCAUUUAUUGUGUGGUGACAUUUUUAGUUAAUUUUACUGGUUUGAGGGGUGUGUGUGUGUGUGCGUGCGUGUGCGUGUGUGUGUACGCAUAAGUGUGUUUGGGAUUAUUAUUUUUUUUCCCUCCAGUUUCCAGGGUUGUGUUUCUGGAAGGAUGUGGAAGUAAUCACAGUACUAUGUACAGAGCUUUCUUUUGUAUUAAAAAAAAAUUACUCUUUCAAUAAAUGUUAUCAUUUUGUGCACAGA